Ilex paraguariensis (yerba mate) is the source of this 288-nucleotide messenger RNA. The record is from the annotation of a GenBank genome assembly. NCBI's taxonomy places the organism in Eukaryota, Viridiplantae, Streptophyta, Magnoliopsida, Aquifoliales, Aquifoliaceae.
AUGGCUUCAAGUACAGCCGAAAUAGUCCACGAGUGUCUUCCCUUCAUUCAAGUCUACAAAGAUGGUCGAGUUCAAAGACUGGUGGGUAACGACGUCGUUCCUGCAUCAGUGGAUCCCGACUCCGGCGUUCAAUCCCAAGACAUCGGAAUCACAAUGGAGAUCGUGAAUGAUUACGCCCCGUGCCAAGGCCGGGAUAUUGACACCAUUUCCAUUUUCCAUCAUGAAUCCCCGGUUAUCACCAAGCUCCACCAGCUAUGCCUCGCGGGAAUAAAAUUUAAACUUACUUAA